ACAGAGGGCACUGGAAAGCGUUCUCUGCGAUGAUUGGCUGAAGCCUCGGUCAGUGUUCUGUCGGGGCGUGUCUGCUCGCUGCGGCUGUCAGCCUUCAAGCCAAACAGCAAAAACAAGAGCUUAGAAAACAAAACGGGACGGAGGAAUGCGGGCGUCUGUGUAGCACCGUGCUUCUAGGACACAGAAACCCUCCAAAUCUCAUCCCAUCGUCACCAUGGAGACUCCCAACAACUAUGUGUUCAUCCACGGGAAGAACAUCUCCCACAACACCCUGGCUGGCUCUGCUGCUGGGCCCCACAUGUCCAUCGACAAGCUAUUCCCGGCUCUUCUUGAGUGCUUCGGCAUCAUACUGUGUGGUUAUAUAGCUGGACGGGCUGACAUGAUCACAGAGAGCCACGCGAAGGGCCUGGGGAACUUUGUCUCUAAAUUUGCUCUUCCAGCUUUGCUCUUUAAAAACAUGGUGCUGUUGGACUUUGGAGACGUCAUUUGGGCUUUUCUUUGGAGUGUCUUGGUUGCAAAGGUUACAGUGUUUGUGCUGGUGUGUGUGUUGACACUGAUAGUGGCCAGUCCAGACAGUAGAUACAGCAAGGCUGGUCUGUACGCCAUCUUUGCUACUCAGAGUAAUGACUUUGCCUUGGGAUACCCAAUAGUUGAUGCUUUGUAUCGAAGCACAUAUCCAGAAUACCUCCAGUACAUCUACCUGGUUGCCCCUGUUUCCCUCAUGCUCCUCAAUCCCAUCGGUUUUGCUCUCUGUGAGGUGCAGAGGUGGAGGCAGGCUAGCCAUCCACAACACAGUAGUCUUGGUAUCCUGGGAAUUGUAGUUUUACAGGUGUUGAAGAACCCGAUAGUAUUCAUGGUGAUAGUGGGAAUCAUCUCCCAUUUUGCCCUGGGAGAACGGAUUCCUGAUGUGCUGUCUGAGUUCAUAGACGGCCUAGCCAACUCUUUUGGAGGAGCAGCGCUGUUUUACCUCGGCCUCACUAUGGUCGGCCAGCUCAGAAAGCUAACCAGAGACACUGGAGUUGCCCUGAUUCUCCUCAUCACAGCCAAACUCCUGGUAAUGCCAUUGGUCUGCAAAGACAUGGUGGACAUUCUGGACAUGGGAGUGAACAGCACAAGCCUGAACCACACUAGUUUAUCCAAUUUUGCUUUUCUUUACGGAGUCUUCCCAACAGCACCAAGUGUGGCCAUCUAUGCUGGACAUUACAACAUUGAGCUGGAGGUGGUGACAUCGGGGAUGGUAAUCAGCACAUUCUUGUCAGCACCAAUCAUGUACGUGUCAGCCUGGUUGUUGACCAUCCCUUUAAUGGACCCAACCCCUCUUGUAGCAGAGCUUGAGAACGUCAGCUUCAACAUCAGCAUCAUCAGCCUCGUAGGACUGGUGUGGACCAUCGCUGUGAUGUUGCUUAGCAGAACAUUUAAUCAACUCCCUCAUCUACUUGUGUUAAACCUUUUCCUGGCUCAGUUUUUAGUGUGUGUUAGUAUGAUCCUGUGGAACUUUCUGGUGAAACAAGAAGAUAAUCUCCUCAGCAAAAUGUUCACAUUCACUUUGUUGUAUGGGUCCCUGUACAGCACAUAUAUCUGGACAGGUUUAAUUCCUCUCUGUCUGGCUCUGACUAACAGAGAUGAUCUUCUCAGACUCAGACCAGGAGUCUUUAUGGCUUUGGGCUGGGGGGUUCCCUUCGUGAUGGUUGGAGUUCUUCUGCUAUCAGGAGAAAGGACAGAAACCAUCGACUCUGCCUUCUUCUACGGCAGAGCUCAGAUAAUCAGCUCUGCUGUGGUUCUUGCUGUAAGCCUGGCCCUCGGUGCCAUUUCCCUGAUGGGUCUGAACCAGGGAAACCGGGAGCAGAUCGGGUACGAAGCCCUGAGCAGAGCUGCUGUCACUGGCAUCAAUGAUGAACGGAGGGCCCCUGGUGGCCUGGAAGAUCAACAACAACAGCAGCAGAUGGACAUGGCAAAUUCUCCUACUUGCAGCAUCAACUCAGGAGAUUUCCACAACAUUUCUUCUCUCCAGACCAUACCUGACAUGAUAGCCAGCACACAGAGGGAGCACACUAACAGCACAGACCACAGUGGGGCGUCGUGUGACGGACAGCAGCCGAGUUCGUCGGCCUCAGAGCAGCCACUGGAUCUGCCACCACCAGGCCUUCAGAGCACUGAUGACAAACAGACUGUGAGACACGUUUUGCUCUGUCUGCUGCUCAGCGUCAGCCUGCUGGCGAAUCUGUCCAGCUGUCUUUGGUGGCUGUUCAAUAAGGAUCCCGGCCGACUUUACCUGGAACUGCAGUUUUUCUGUGCUGUAGCCAACUAUGGGCAGGGUUUCCUUUCGUUUGGAAUAUUUGGUCUGGACAGACACCUCAUCAUUGUACCAUUCAAGAAGAGGUUUCUCAGCCUGUGGCAUGGCAGAGACGUAGAGGAUCUGAGUCCUUCUGCCGUCCCUGAGGAGGUCCGACUCACGUGUACCCAGUUUGUCCGCUACCACAAAGACCAGUGUGUACAAGACAUAGUACACACUCGCAGGUUUCGAGGAGUGACGCAUGAGGAGAGUGGCGUUGGAUGUUGCCUUUCCCAUCAUCCCCAGUACUUAAACACAAACACUUAUAUCCAGGAGCAAAGAUCUAAUGAGUCACAGAAUCUGCACCAAAAUUACAAUCCUGAUGAAUCAUGCAACCGGACCUUACUUCCUUGCCACCUGGAGGCCCAGGAUGAACAGCAAGGAUACGUUUCCAUCCCUGAUGGACACAAUGAAGAAGUCUCUCAGCAUGAGCUUGGCACAAGCCCACACCAAUCCUGCCCCGAAAGUGUCUUCAGAGGUAGUGACUUGGUGGACUGGCUGAUGGAGCGCGGUCUGUGUGUUGGACGAACCGAGGCCAAACUUUACUGCGUUUGUCUUCAGCAGGGAGGAAUGUUGAAAGGCCAGCAGAGCUUCAGGGAUGAGCCCACUUCUUUUUACCACUUCACACAGGAGGAGAGAUGCUCCAGGAACAUGUGAGGAAGUGACAAAACCUUUAAGGUGCCAACCUGUGCCUAGUGGUGUAGUUAUUCUCAGCUGCCACAAAAUACUAGCUGGAUUAUUGUGAGACCCAAAGAGUCUGUGCAGACUUACAAUUCCCCUCAAACAUCUGUAUUACGAGCAACUGUUACACUUUUGCACUAUAAAAGUAUUGAAUGGUACAUUUUAUAUAAUUCAAAAUUAAAUAAACCAUUAUCCAAUCAGUGAAUGCUCCCUGUCUGAUCGCAACCAGGCCAAGAUAAUAACUCUUCAGUGUGGAGGCUGUCAGUUAUGUUUGUGUCAGUAAGGAGUUUGAAAAUUAAGUCAGAGGAGGGAGAGAGAUGUAAGAAGGUAUUUAAAAAGAGACAGAUUUGUACCACACUUAUGCAGUAUAUACAGACUGAGAGAGAGCGAGAUUUUCAGCAAAUAACAGUAAGGCUGAACUAAGUUAGGAGUACAGCAGAGUCACUCUGUUUUAUCCUUUUGUUAUACAGAUGCAGACUUCUGUUUUUUAAUGCUAGCUGCACUAAUCACAUAAGAUGCUAAAGACGGCUUAAAAUGUCAACUUUGUUUCAAACAAUAAAGCCUCGUCUUACAGCCACUCCUCUCACACACAUGGUGUGACAUCACUUCUUCUCCUAAUAUAAAUAUCUCAUGGCUGCUCACAGCAGGAAGGCUAGAAAAAUAUUUUCAAUGCUGUCCUUAUAUUUCUUGGUAUUAUAGUUGCUAAAUAAUGUCAUCACUGGCUAAGAUCUGUGUUGGCAGGUUAAAAUUUUACCAAAGCUGCGGACUGGAAAUCAGGCAAAAACUUCUGAUCAGUGCAUUUCUACGGUUGAAGUUGUAGUUGUGGACUGACGUAAAAAACAACCGUAUAUGAAGAAAGAAGCGCUGCUUGUUGGUCCUGAACCUCUCCAGGCUCUGGGCCAAAAGUUGUAUUUUAUGAUUCUUAUUUUACGUUUUUCCCUCCUUGAGCAGCUAAUAAUGUACUUUUUGUGUUAUACACUGGUGUUGGUCAGUAAGGCUGGUCAUCCAUUGUCUUCAUCCUCCAAUUUAAUUUGUGACUUGUGUGUGCAAGUGGUGCGAGGACAGACAUCUGACUCAAGGUCUGUCCAACCAUACUGCAAACGUUUAGUUUCAGAUGACAGAAAAAGAGACAUUCCUGUUAAACGAGUAUAUAUUUUUGCACGCUGUCUCUUUGAACCAGUUUGGUUUCUGCUGACCUCUUACAUGACUGUGCACUGAACCAUUUGCACUGAAUGAAUAAAUGUUAAAAACAUGGAGUCAUGCAGGUCUCUGGACAUUACUGUGCUGAUAUUGUGAGUUGGAUUUCUGUCUCUGUAACUCUUACCUGUUGAUGUGAAGCAUUUUGUUCUGAUGUAUUUUACUAAAAUGAUGAAUUUCCUACCAGUUUGUAAUGUCCAGCAAUCAGAAGCACAUGUUUGACUUUUCUGCCUUUCAGGGCGAAGACUCAGCUACAGUAUGAUUACAACUCUGGUCUUUGUUUUGCUGUAUGAAGGCCUCUGUAUUUCUGUUUACAACCUUUCUCCCUGUUAGAUUACUGCUGAUUUGAAAAUUUUCUGAUGUUUACAGUUUGUUGAAUUGGUGAUAUAUGCAUGUAAAAAAGACCUCAUUAAUGAUAAACUGGUGUGUUUUUAGCGUGGUUAAUCAACCCUUAAGUCAGACGUUUAUGCAGACAAGCCACCCUCCAUAAUUAUUGGCACCCUUGAUAAAGUUGGAAACAGUCUGGAAAUAAACAGUCGUAGUGACUGUUUUUAUCUCACUGACCAUCUUUUGUCCUUGCUGCUGUUGGUGGCAAAAUAAACGUUUGUCACAGACCAAGCUUAUUUAAACUUUUUAAAUAAUUGCUCUAACAGUAGAUUUGGUUGGGAUCAGAUGAGUAAUUUUUUCCGUUAGCUAUUUACAGCCUUUUGUGAUUAGCAUGUUCUCGUCUUUCCUAUUGUUUAGAGAAACAGCAAGUCAUCACUAGAUAAAAGUUCGUAAGACACUAAUUAACUUAAAAUUGUUAACUCUAUAGGAAUUUUUCAGUGUGCCAAUAACUGUUCCACAGUUUUUCCCUAAUGAUUACAUGUACUGUCAAUUAUGGUUUUUUAAAUGUAUUCUUCUAAAAUCUUUAACACAACUUUACCAGGUGUGCCAGUAAGGUUGGAACGUACUGUGUUUAGUGUAAUAAAUUGAGUGUGUUUAUUCCCAGCUUUGCAUCCUCUGCCAAAUGAUCCCAGAACCAUGGUCAUGUCUUUCACAAAUCAGUUGUUCCGUUAUCUGGGUUUACAUUUUUCUGUGUACUGAUUUGUUGCUGGUUUGAUUGUGUCUGACAACGUGGAACAGAGUGUGUUUGUAUAUUUGCAUGAUAAAUAAUAGCAGUUCGUGUGCGAGUGGGUGGGGGGCUAUAAAGAAGAGUGUCAUUUGUUUGUGUGUCUGAGGUGUUUGUGUUUGUUGCUGGUAAACAGGAUGAUAAUCAUCUGGAUGUUUGGUUUGUGAAUUUUCUCAAAAGUCCAACAUGGUGAAUGACCGAAGGAUGGUGAAAUAUAAAGACACCAAUAAAUUACUAUUUGCAUCCAAAA
This is a messenger RNA of Girardinichthys multiradiatus, 5571 nucleotides long. It is a transcript of the gene gpr155b, whose product is annotated as G protein-coupled receptor 155b. Gene Ontology annotation, molecular function: G protein-coupled receptor activity. Gene Ontology annotation, biological process: intracellular signal transduction; G protein-coupled receptor signaling pathway; transmembrane transport. The coding region runs from base 215 to 2989 and encodes 924 amino acids. NCBI's taxonomy places the organism in Eukaryota, Metazoa, Chordata, Actinopteri, Cyprinodontiformes, Goodeidae. The record is from RefSeq and is a predicted model, not a curated record. The transcript has 20 exons. Gene Ontology annotation, cellular component: membrane.